AUGUGUUGCAAACGCCGCGCCAACAGACAAGUCUCGACCAUGGCCAAGCUAGUCCAGGAUCAGCCCAUGACAGCUUCCCGUACUGCUCGCAACGAACCCAUGGGACCUCCUCCAGCCUACGAGCAAAUCGAGAAAGAAUCCAAAGACAUCAGCCCAAGCAAAAAUAUCCAUGCGACAGAGUAUCGCAACAAUGAGUACACAGCCAUCAAUACCGACCUCGACUCCCCAUCGCACAACACCACUAUCCACACCGUCAUCCCGCAAUAUCAAUCCAGAUGUGCAGCCAAGCAUGCAGCAAAGCGCGAACGAAAGCAACUAAAGCGCGAACAUCGUCAAGAGAACCGCAUGGAGAAGCGCGAGUACCGCAAUAAUAAGCGCGAGUUCCGCCAGGAGAAGCGUGAACUACGCGCCGAACACCGCUUUGAGGAAAAGCAGAUGCGAAGAGCUCAUGGUGGACCCAUCAGCUUGCUCAUCCAGGGCGUUUCGAACUUGAUGAAGAAGUAG
This is a messenger RNA of Aureobasidium uvarum, 504 nucleotides long. Lineage: Eukaryota; Fungi; Ascomycota; Dothideomycetes; Dothideales; Saccotheciaceae. The record is from the annotation of a GenBank genome assembly.